CAGGAAUUCGGGAUUGGAAAGAUAUUAAAUAGGCAAACUGUUUUCCUUAAUAAUGAAGCAAAUUUCCGAAUUCCAUUUCUAUAAAACUGAUCACACAGUGCGAUUAUUUACGUUGUAUGAAAGAUUCAAUUGCGUAUGGUUAAUUAGCCUCUAAAAUGUUUGGUUUGUUUAUUGUUAUGGCAGAUUCAACAUGGCUACUUCAGGAUAUGUGACUUAUUUACUUUUUAUUUUUACUUUUACGUUGUGUACAGGUGAUUUAAGGGGGAUGCUGCAAGAGAGUGAUGAUCCUCUAGAUCCACCAGAACCUCCUGAGCCUCCAGGGAGUGAAACAGAUCAAGAACAUUUAAGACUACUAAAUGCUCAAACAAACCUUAUUCUCUCUUCUACUAAAAAGUACAAAUGCCAUUCCUGCGAAGCACCAGAUUGUACAACAACAGCUCCAUGCACAUCAGCACUGGAAUGUUGGAAGUCCCGUGUGCGAGAUUCAAAUGGUGUGGAGCGUUUGUCUCGAGGCUGCAUCACCAAUGCAGAGCAGAUACCUCUUUACUGCAGCGUACAAUCGUAUAGCUCUCGUUCAGGGCAUACAAAGCGUCAUGCAGAUGGACAAUAUGCAAUAGAUUGCUGUACUGGAGAUUUCUGCAACAAUGGUAGCUUUCCUGAUCUACCACCGAUUGUAUACAAGGGUCAGGUGCCACCUUACCUAGACAGUACAAGUUACAUUAUGAAACUCACACUUGCAAUACUUGGUCCAGUGUUAGCUCUGGGUUUAUUGGGUGCACUGGUGUUGCUUUUGAUGCGACAUACGCACAGAAAGAGGCUGAUGUCUGCACGGAACAUGGCAGAUCCAGAGACUUAUUAUGCGUCUGAUGACCUUCUCAGAGUAACUGCAGCAGGAGACAGUACACUCAGGGAAUAUCUUGAACACUCUUUGACAUCGGGUUCUGGAUCAGGUUUGCCACUACUUAUUCAGCGCACACUUGCAAAGCAGAUCUCACUGUCAGAGUGCAUUGGCAAGGGCCGAUAUGGAGAAGUUUGGCGAGGAGUAUGGCACGGAGAAAAUGUUGCUGUAAAAAUAUUUUUUUCACGAGAUGAAGCUUCAUGGAGUAGAGAAACAGAGAUAUACAGCACUGUAUUACUACGUCAUGAAAAUAUUUUGGGCUACAUAGGAUCAGACAUGACUUCACGCAACUCCUGCACACAACUGUGGCUCAUCACGCAUCAUCAUCCGCUUGGUUCACUGUAUGAUCACCUUAAUAGAACCACUUUAACUCAUCACCAGUUUAUGAAAAUAUGCCUGUCCGCUGCUAAUGGCCUUGUUCAUCUACACACAGAGAUCUUUGGAACACAAGGUAAACCAGCAAUUGCUCAUCGUGACAUCAAGAGCAAGAACAUUUUGAUGAAACUAAAUGGAUCAUGUGUGAUUGCUGACUUUGGUUUGGCAGUGACACAUGUUCAAGCAACAGGUGAAAUGGAUGUUGGUGCAAACCCAAGAGUUGGCACAAAACGCUACAUGAGCCCUGAGGUUCUUGAUGAAACGAUCAAUACAGAGUGUUUUGAGUCUUAUCGCCGUACAGAUAUCUAUUCAUUUGGCCUAGUGCUGUGGGAAGUUUGCCGGAGAACUUUGUCUAAUGGAAUUGCUGAGGAUUACAAACCUCCAUUUUAUGAUCUUGUGCCAAAUGAUCCCAGUUUUGAGGACAUGAAGAAGGUGGUUUGCAUUGACCAGCAAAGGCCAAGUUUGCCCAACCGAUGGGCUUCCAAUGCGACACUUAGUGGGAUGGCAAAGCUUAUGAAGGAAUGUUGGCAUCAUAAUCCCAAUGUUCGCCUACCAGCUCUUCGUAUCAAGAAAACCCUGGUGAAACUUGCAUCUUCCGAUAUACAUGUGCAUCUCGAUCUUGAUAUUUGAUCAGUUCCCAACUUUUGGUUGCAUAACCAGAUAUUUUGCUACCAUUUCUUAAAUAUUAUGGUCACAUUUGUCAGUACUCCUCCAAACUGGCUUCUUAAGAAUCCUCGUCAGCCUGAAAUAUCACACCAGAACAAACUUUGUUGGAGAUGUGUGCAAGACCUCAAGCCUAGUCAUUGGGAAGUGACUGGUGGAUAUCAAAUGUUUACAUUAAAGGAGCAGAUGUUUCCAUUAAGAGUUGUGCAUGUUUGGACAAUGGAAAUUUCUGUUUAUUGCUUGUGGAUUCAAAUAGUUGGCUACCAUGAAAGCCAGUGGUUGGUCUCAGGAUUAUUUGUACAUUGUGUUAAGUGAUGUCUGUCAUAUCAAUCAGCUGAAUGUUCAGAGACCUUUUGAAGUGCAAGUGACAGAAGGCCUUGUAGUAGUGUUUUAAAAUGAAAUCUAGAUUCAGUAGUGUUGGCUACUGUGUCGAUGUUUUUUCUAUUUGUUACAUACGUUAUGUGUUUUAUCAUAGUCAAAAUAUUGAUUUAUCUGUAUGGUGUCAAGUGAAAUCCGUGGAGCAGAAUCAUUUGGAAAGUACUGAUUUCUUGGUUUUAUGUCCCAGUGUAAUGAUAAGUCAUUUAAUUUCUGUCACUCAGUUUUUGUAAUUUUUCAUUUCCCACUUUACAAAGUUUCCAUAUGUAAAUGUUAUUGCUAAUUUUAAAAAACUUACCAAGAAUUUUGAAUAGUUGCAAUAUUUUCUUCCAGUUUUGUUACUGAAUGUCCAUAAUUGUAUCUAAUGAGUCAUUGGACAAAGUAGUAGAAAAUGACUGCAAUGAAUCAGGGUUUAUGAAAACUGACUUGUGCUCCAUGAGUAUCAAAGCUCCCCUCUUCACUGCUACAAAAUGACACUGUGUACAUAAUACACAAAGAAUGUAUGUCCAAAAUCGUUUUACUUUAUUUUCAUGUCAUUUAUUCCUUCUACUAAGGUUCAUUAUGAACAAUAACAUGAGUCCUGCAGACUAACCUUAAAGAUAUAUUUCCAAGGAAGCUGAGAAUAAUACAAGUGCAUAGGAAAUUGUGGAUAAAGGAGUCAUCUUGUCUUUCAUGUAUUUCAAGCCAUGGCAGAAGAGAACUUGAAGUGGGGAAUAAGAAAGUGAAAUUAUGGUAGUAGGAAAUUAUGAUGCAAUAUUAAUGAAAGUGAACAUUAGAACACUUCACUGGAAGAAUAGAUUGUGGUUAAGAGAUGUCUGCAGUAUUUAUCUUUUCUGUUGUUAAGAUGUCCAUUGAAAAUUGCUAAGCGAUUUCGUGUAUCUGGUGUUUCUAAAGUUGGUCUAUAUUUUUGAUUCAAGAAAGAAGUUAAGGCUGUUCUUCUGGUGGUGUUUAGGACAGCAUUUUCAUAAGGCUGCUUGGUGUUCAACUUCCAAUGUAAUGGAAUAGUGAAAUCAUGAUGUUCAUUGUUAAACAUUAUUCAGUGAUAUGAAGACUUAGGUGAUUCCUUUAUACUUUUACUUUAAAAAAAUUGGAAUACUUUCUAUCCUUUUUCUGUGUUGCAAAAUUUACUGUUGGCCUUGGCAAAUGUAGUUUGACAUCGAAAACAGAGAGAAGAUGCAACUAGUUACAUGGGAAUGUUAAAUGGGAAUGCAAUAUUUUUGUUGUGUUGCGUCUGAGGUUUACUGUGUAGCAUAUAACAUUGAUUGUAGGUUACAUUAUUUAUUCAUUUUUUUAAAGUAAGUUUUGAACAACAGCAUCAUGAAUGUGUUUCAUAUGCUAUCUGGAAAAUGAAAGAUCAGUUGAAAUAACUUAGCAAUUGAAAAACAAGAAACACAUGUGCUGUAUUUUUUAUCUUUUUAAUUUGGUGGGUGUGAAGUUUUGUAACAGUCUUUUAGAAACUGGCAUUAUGUGGAACACAGUAUGAAAACCACCGUGUUCACGUGCCACAAUUGGUUUUUAGAAAUAUACAAGUUACUAGUAUAUCUCUCUGUAAUUAUGAAACCAUUUUAUUCUUGAGAAUUUCAUCCACCAAUUUCUCAGAACAUUAUGAGGAAUUUUUAGAUUCAUUAAUAUGUUCAACUUUUUCAAGUGACAUUUUAUGAAGUUUGCAGUAUUUUUGAUAAAGUUCCAAAGCAGAUGUCAGUGCCAUAUUACUUAUACUUUAAUUAAACUUAUUGCUUAUAAAUUAGCAUUUAUAAUGAGACACAUUUACCAGCUCUUAUGAUGCCAUAAUGAAAAAAGAACCCCAGAUUUUUACAGUGUCAUUUUACAAGACCAUUUGAUGGCCUGACUUGAGCAUUGCAUUGAUUUUUUUAUGUACAAAUAUGCAGACUUAGUAUACAGAGGUUAAAAAUUAAAUCAUCAACAACACUGUGACAUGUUUUAACACACUUUUGAAUAAUUAAAUUCAACAGAAAAUAGCUUUGGAAGCACUGGCCACAAGAGAUUGUGGCAAGCCUAGCAGAACCUGCCUCAUCAACUCAUUUAGUUCACUUGUAGGUGAAGGAUUAAUAAUCUUAAUUUACAAAUGAGACAGAAGAAUUUCAACAUAUUUGUUUCUUAGGUAUGUAUUUAGGGAGAUGUACAAGUAAGUGUACUGUUCUGGGUUUAUUUGUAUACCAUCUUUCUAGUCAAGUGCAGUGUCAUUUUAUUAUUUAGGUUGGUAUGAUCAGAGAAAAUGGUAACAUGCGUUUAUGAUACUGCAGUGAUUCUGUAACUAAAUAACUGUAAAAUUAGUUACGUGGAUUGUGCAGGUGAGCAUAAAAAAUUGAAAUGCUGUUAAUACUUCGGUUAUGAAUGUUUAUGAUAAUGAAUAGAUUUUUAAAAAUUGUGGUAA
Zootermopsis nevadensis is the source of this 4706-nucleotide messenger RNA. RefSeq names its product type I BMP receptor saxophone (gene sax). The record is from RefSeq and is a predicted model, not a curated record. Gene Ontology annotation, cellular component: plasma membrane; BMP receptor complex. Gene Ontology annotation, biological process: protein phosphorylation; cellular response to growth factor stimulus; cell surface receptor protein serine/threonine kinase signaling pathway. Lineage: Eukaryota; Metazoa; Arthropoda; Insecta; Blattodea; Termopsidae. Gene Ontology annotation, molecular function: transmembrane receptor protein serine/threonine kinase activity; metal ion binding; ATP binding.